AUGCAGUUCGAGUCGGCCUCUUUCCUCGACCUCCCUCAGGAACUCCAUGACAUGAUUGUCGGAUACCUGGAGCUGCGCAACCUAGCCCGUCUCGCAUUGACUAGCAAAGCGUGCUAUAAGUCAGCGAAUCCCUUUAUCUGGAGGAACGUUGCGGGUAUCGAUACCCUUCUCAAACUCAUGCCGGUGGAUGUAUGGAACGGCAUGAAGGUCGAGGACUAUGGGAAAUUAGAUGAUCUCCCGAUCGAUAGGCUGCCCCUAACGGUAGACCACUGGACGCCCAUCUACAAGCUCACCUCGCUCAUUAAGAUUUUUUGCCUGCCCCAAAUUCCGCGCACGGUCCUGCGAAGGAUCAUCGACUGUCCUCCUGCUGCCACCCUUCUGCCUUCAUUGCGCCGGCUCCGCAUUUUCCUCGACUAUUCACAGCGUCAGCGUCUUUUCAGUCGCCAAAGUAGCCUGUAUCUUGAUUACAUCAAACUCUUCAAGGCGACAAUACCAUCCGACCUCCAAGAACUUGAUUUGUGGAACUCGCUCGCGCUCGGUGGCAUCUUGGACCACUGCACGCAGAUCAGUAGACUUUCCAUCAUGGAGUUUAGAGACGGGCCCGCGUUCUACUCUCUACACGAGCACGCGCGAGACUCUCUGCUUCAGUGCCUUCCUCGCUGCCAGCAAUUGACUGAAGUCACUCUCGUCCUGCCGUUCCCUCGCCACUCAAAAGUGAUGGAAAUCCUGGCGACCUUCCCAAAUCUGAGCUCGGUCGACGUCAGCUUCGCCUUUACCACGCAAAUGUCAUGGAGUGGUGGCCCUCCGAGAUACCCUCGGCAUGCCUUUCCCGCUCUUCGAAGGCUUAUACUCAUCAAGGUGUCCUUGGAGGAUGCGAAGGACAUUAUCGAAACCGGCAAGGAUCGCGCGUUGGGAAAGCUCGCCGUCGUGACCCUGGGGCGAGAGAGCCCUGAGACCCUGCACACGCUAGUGACAGCACUCGGACUUCAUUGCAACCCGGACCACCUCCUCGAAGUGGAUUUCUCUCGAUGCUUUUACGAUGUGCCUGAUCUUGGGGAGCCCCAGCCGGUACUGUUCGACCACGCUGCCCCUCUCGUCAAUUUCCCGCACAUUGAAGUCGCGCGCUUUGAGACAUUCCGCGGCGUACGCAUCGCCGAAGAGCAGUGGGAACACUGGGCUAAAUCAUGGCCUAAGCUUCGCCGAUUUUCUUGGAUCACAGUCGACGUCGACGCGACCACCCACCCCACCUGUUCUCUAGCAACACUUUCCUCCUUCGCGAAGUUCUGCCCGAACAUUGAGGAGAUGCGGCUGCAAAUUGACGCUUCCACAAUUCCGCCCAGUUCGGCUCUGCCUCCUCGCGAGCCUCUUGCCAAUCGGCGCGUGACCAUCGUGUUGACUGCACCGUGCGAGAUUUCGAGUGCAGGGGACGUCGUCGAAUUCCUGAGGCAGACGUUUGGGGAUGUUACUGUUCAUUUGGGAUAUCGGGACCGCGGGAAGACCACAGGGAAUCAAGAGCUCUGUCGGAGGGAGUGCCAAUGGGAGUUGGUAAUGGCUCUGACCUCCGGCAAGCGAUGAUACCGAUCCAUAGCCGAUGUAGAGACGUACUAUACAUUUAGGUCAGGCUUGAGCGAAGAACCGGAAUAGAGAGAUCCGUGGUAGGUAGCUAAACUAGUAAUUGGGUUUGUCGAGGAAAAAAAAGCUUCAUAUGCGGGUCGGAUGCGGAUGACCCAAGUUCUUGCGCGAUGACCGCCGGACCUCUGUACGCGUCAUUGUGUUCAGACGUGACAAGCCAGGGUUGAAGUUGUACGGACGUCUCGUGAAGAGCACGUCCAAAGUCGCCAAUGAGUCGAAGAACGACAGGACUGCUGCGAGCGAGUUUCUACUGUGCAUGAAGAACUUGCAAGUCACGCGCUCGGACAUGAUGUGGCUUCGGGGGUGCAUAGGAUC
Messenger RNA from Schizophyllum commune H4-8, 1947 nucleotides. RefSeq lists its product as uncharacterized. Bases 1 to 1575 code for a protein of 524 amino acids. Lineage: Eukaryota; Fungi; Basidiomycota; Agaricomycetes; Agaricales; Schizophyllaceae. The record is from RefSeq and is a predicted model, not a curated record. The transcript has 4 exons. Gene Ontology annotation, molecular function: protein binding.